AUGUUGAAGUUCAAAUAUGGAGCACGGAAUCUGCUGGACGCUGGUGCUGCUGAACCCAUUGCCAACCGGGCCUCCAGGCUGAAUCAUUUCUUCCAGGGGAAACCACCCUUUCUGACUCAACAGCAGAUGUCUCCUCUUUCCCGAGAAGGGAUAUUAGAUGCCCUCUUCGUUCUCUUCGGAGAAUGCAGUCAGCCUGCUCUGAUGAAGAUCAAGCACGUGAGCAACUUUGUCCGGAAGUAUUCUGACACCAUAGCUGAGUUACAGGAGCUCCAGCCUUCAGCCAAGGACUUUGAAGUCCGAAGUCUUGUGGGUUGUGGUCACUUUGCCGAAGUGCAGGUGGUAAGGGAGCGAGCGACCGGGGACAUCUAUGCCAUGAAAGUCAUGAAGAAGAAGACCUUGUUGGCCCAAGAGCAGGUUUCAUUUUUUGAGGAAGAACGGAACAUAUUAUCUUGGAGCACAAGCCCUUGGAUCCCCCAGUUACAGUAUGCCUUUCAGGACAAAAAUAACCUUUAUCUGGUUAUGGAAUAUCAGCCUGGAGGGGACUUGCUGUCACUUUUGAAUAGAUAUGAGGACCAGUUAGAUGAAAAUAUGAUUCAGUUUUACCUAGCCGAACUGAUUUUGGCUGUUCACAGCAUUCAUCAGAUGGGAUAUGUGCAUCGAGACAUCAAGCCUGAGAACAUUCUCAUUGACCGAACAGGACACAUCAAGCUUGUGGAUUUUGGAUCAGCGGCUAAAAUGAACUCAAAUAAGAUGGUGAAUGCCAAACUCCCGAUUGGGACUCCAGAUUACAUGGCCCCUGAAGUGUUGACCAUGAUGAAUGGGGAUGGGAAAGGCACCUACAGUCUCGACUGUGACUGGUGGUCGGUGGGAGUGGUCGCCUAUGAAAUGGUUUAUGGAAGGUCCCCGUUCACGGAGGGAACCUCAGCCAGAACCUUCAGUAACAUCAUGAAUUUCCAGCGGUUUUUGAAGUUUCCUGAUGACCCCAAAGUUAGCGGUGAAUUACUUGAUCUGAUUCAGAGUUUGCUGUGUGGCCAGAAAGAGAGACUGAAGUUUGAAGGCCUUUGCUGCCACCCUUUCUUCUCUAAAAUUGACUGGAAUAACAUCCGUAACUCUCCUCCCCCCUUCGUUCCCACCCUCAAGUCUGAUGAUGACACCUCCAAUUUUGAUGAACCAGAGAAGAAUUCGGGGGUUUCAUCCUCUCCGUGCCAGCUGAACCUCUCAGGUUUCUCGGGCGAAGAACUGCCGUUUGUGGGGUUUUCGUAUAGCAAGGCACUGGGGAUUCUUGGUAGAUCUGAGUCUGUCGUGUCAAGUCUGGACUCCCCUGCCAAGACUAGCUCCAUGGAAAAGAAACUUCUCAUCAAAAGCAAAGAGCUGCAAGACUCCCAGGACAAGUGUCACAAGAUGGAGCAGGAAAUGACCCGGUUACAUCGGAGAGUGUCAGAGGUGGAGGCUGUGCUUAGUCAGAAGGAGGUGGAGCUGAAGGCCUCUGAGACUCAGAGAUCCCUCCUGGAGCAGGACCUUGCUACCUACAUCACAGAAUGCAGUAGCUUAAAGCGAAGUUUGGAGCAAGCACGGAUGGAGGUGUCCCAGGAGGAUGACAAAGCACUGCAGCUUCUCCAUGAUAUCAGAGAGCAGAGCCGGAAGCUCCAGGAAAUCAAAGAGCAGGAGUACCAGGCUCAAGUGGAAGAAAUGAGGUUGAUGAUGAAUCAGUUAGAAGAGGACCUUGUUUCGGCAAGGAGACGGAGUGAUCUCUACGAAUCGGAGUUGAGAGAGUCUCGGCUCGCUGCUGAAGAGUUCAAGCGGAAAGCGACAGAAUGUCAGCAUAAACUAAUGAAGGCUAAGGAUCAAGGGAAACCUGAAGUGGGAGAAUAUUCCAAACUGGAGAAGAUCAAUGCUGAGCAACAGCUCAAAAUUCAGGAGCUCCAAGAGAAGCUGGAAAAGGCUGUAAAAGCCAGCACAGAGGCCACUGAACUGCUGCAGAAUAUCCGCCAGGCAAAGGAGCGAGCCGAACGUGAGCUGGAGAAGCUGCAGAACCGGGAGGACUCCUCUGAAGGCAUAAAAAAGAAGCUGGUGGAGGCCGAGGAACGCCGCCAUUCUCUGGAGAACAAGGUAAAGAGGCUAGAGACCAUGGAGCGUAGAGAAAACAGACUGAAGGAUGACAUCCAGACAAAAUCCCAACAGAUCCAGCAGAUGGCUGAUAAAAUUCUGGAGCUGGAGGAGAAGCACCGUGAGGCCCAGGUCUCAGCCCAGCACCUAGAGGUGCACCUGAAACAGAAAGAACAGCACUACGAGGAAAAAAUUAAAGUGUUGGACAACCAGAUAAAGAAAGACCUGGCCGAUAAAGAGACUCUGGAGAAUCUGAUGCAGAGACAUGAAGAGGAGGCCCACGAGAAGGGCAAAAUUCUCAGCGAGCAGAAGGCGAUGAUCAAUGCUAUGGAUUCCAAGAUCAGAUCCCUGGAACAGAGGAUUGUGGAACUCUCAGAAGCCAACAAACUUGCGGCAAACAGCAGUCUUUUUACCCAGAGGAACAUGAAGGCCCAGGAAGAGAUGAUUUCUGAGCUCAGGCAACAGAAGUUCUACCUGGAGACACAGGCGGGGAAGCUGGAAGCCCAGAACCGGAAGCUGGAGGAACAGCUGGAGAAAAUCAGCCACCAAGACCACAGUGACAAGAACCGGCUGCUGGAGCUGGAGACAAGGUUGAGGGAGGUCAGCCUAGAGCACGAGGAGCAGAAACUGGAGCUAAAGCGCCAGCUCACGGAGCUGCAGCUCUCGCUGCAGGAGCGCGAGUCCCAGCUGACGGCCCUGCAGGCUGCCCGGGCAGCCCUGGAGAGCCAGCUGCGCCAGGCCAAGACCGAACUGGAAGAGACGACGGCGGAGGCGGAAGAGGAGAUCCAGGCACUCACGGCCCAUAGAGAUGAAAUCCAGCGCAAAUUUGAUGCCCUUCGUAACAGCUGUACUGUAAUCACAGACCUGGAGGAGCAGCUAAACCAGCUGACCGAGGACAACGCUGAGCUCAACAACCAAAAUUUCUACUUGUCCAAACAACUCGACGAGGCUUCUGGCGCCAACGAUGAGAUAGUACAAUUACGAAGUGAGGUAGACCAUCUCCGCCGCGAGAUUACGGAGAGGGAGAUGCAGCUCACGAGCCAGAAGCAAACGAUGGAGGCUCUGAAGACCACUUGCACGAUGCUGGAAGAACAGGUCAUGGACCUGGAGGCCCUGAAUGAUGAGCUGCUGGAAAAAGAGCGGCAGUGGGAGGCGUGGAGGAGCGUCCUUGGCGACGAGAAGUCCCAGUUUGAGUGUCGGGUCCGAGAGUUACAGAGGAUGCUGGACACCGAGAAGCAGAGCAGGGCGCGGGCCGACCAGCGGAUCACCGAGUCCCGCCAGGUGGUGGAGCUGGCGGUGAAGGAACACAAGGCUGAGAUCCUGGCCCUGCAGCAGGCCCUCAAAGAGCAGAAGCUGAAAGCUGAGAGCCUCUCUGACAAGCUUAAUGACCUGGAGAAGAAACAUGCCAUGCUUGAAAUGAACGCCCGCAGUUUACAGCAGAAACUGGAAACUGAACGGGAGCUCAAACAGAGGCUUCUGGAAGAGCAAGCCAAAUUACAGCAGCAGAUGGACCUGCAGAAGAAUCACAUCUUCCGUUUGACUCAAGGGCUGCAAGAAGCUCUGGACCGGGCUGAUCUGCUGAAGACCGAAAGGAGCGAUCUGGAAUACCAGCUAGAAAACAUUCAGGUUCUCUAUUCUCACGAAAAGGUGAAAAUGGAAGGUACUAUUUCUCAACAAACCAAACUCAUUGACUUUCUGCAAGCCAAAAUGGACCAGCCUGCUAAGAAGAAAAAGGGUUUAUUUAGUCGACGGAAAGAGGACCCUGCUUUGCCCACACAGGUUCCUCUGCAGUACAAUGAGCUGAAGGUGGCCCUGGAGAAGGAGAAAGCUCGCUGUGCAGAGCUAGAGGAAGCCCUUCAGAAGACCCGCAUCGAGCUCCGGUCUGCCCGGGAGGAAGCUGCCCACCGGAAGGCCACAGACCAUCCGCACCCGUCCACGCCAGCCGCCGCGAGGCAGCAGAUCGCCAUGUCCGCUAUCGUGCGGUCACCCGAGCACCAGCCCAGUGCCAUGAGCCUGCUCGCCCCGCCGUCCAGCCGCAGAAAGGAGUCGUCAACUCCAGAGGAAUUCAGUCGGCGUCUUAAGGAGCGCAUGCACCACAAUAUUCCUCACCGAUUUAACGUAGGAUUGAACAUGCGAGCCACAAAGUGUGCUGUGUGUCUGGAUACUGUGCACUUUGGGCGCCAGGCAUCCAAAUGUCUUGAAUGUCAGGUGAUGUGUCAUCCCAAGUGCUCCACGUGCUUGCCAGCCACCUGUGGCCUGCCAGCCGAGUAUGCCACACACUUCACCGAGGCCUUCUGCCGUGACAAAAUGAACUCUCCAGGUCUCCAGACCAAGGAGCCCAGCAGCGGCUUGCACCUGGAAGGGUGGAUGAAGGUGCCCAGGAAUAACAAACGAGGACAGCAAGGCUGGGACCGGAAGUACAUUGUCCUGGAGGGAUCCAAAGUCCUCAUUUAUGACAAUGAAGCCAGAGAAGCUGGACAGAGGCCGGUGGAAGAAUUUGAGCUGUGCCUUCCCGACGGGGAUGUAUCUAUUCAUGGCGCCGUUGGUGCUUCUGAGCUUGCAAAUACAGCCAAAGCAGAUGUCCCCUACAUACUGAAGAUGGAGUCUCACCCGCACACCACCUGCUGGCCCGGGAGAACGCUCUACUUGCUGGCUCCCAGCUUCCCCGACAAACAGCGCUGGGUCACUGCCUUAGAGUCUGUUGUCGCAGGUGGGAGAGUUUCUAGGGAAAAAGCAGAAGCCGAUGCUAAAUUGCUUGGAAACUCCCUGCUGAAACUGGAAGGUGAUGACCGUCUGGACAUGAACUGCACGCUGCCCUUCAGCGACCAGGUGGUGUUGGUGGGCACUGAGGAAGGGCUCUACGCACUGAAUGUCUUGAAAAACUCCCUCACCCAUGUCCCCGGAAUUGGAGCGGUCUUCCAAAUUUAUAUCAUCAAGGACCUGGAGAAGCUCCUCAUGAUAGCAGGAGAAGAGCGGGCUCUGUGCCUUGUUGACGUGAAGAAAGUGAAGCAGUCCCUCGCGCAAGCUCACCUUCCCGCCCAGCCCGACAUCUCCCCCAACGUUUUCGAAGCCGUGAAGGGCUGCCACUUGUUUGCCGCCGGCAAGAUUGAGAACGGGCUCUGCAUCUGUGCAGCCAUGCCCAGCAAAGUUGUCAUUCUCCGCUACAACGAAAACCUCAGCAAGUACUGCAUUCGGAAAGAGAUAGAGACCUCAGAGCCCUGCAGCUGCAUCCACUUCACCAAUUACAGUAUCCUCAUCGGAACCAAUAAAUUCUACGAAAUUGACAUGAAGCAGUACACGCUUGAGGAAUUCCUGGAUAAGAAUGACCAUUCCUUGGCGCCUGCUGUGUUUGCCUCCUCUUCCAACAGUUUCCCUGUCUCGAUCGUGCAGGUGAACGGUGCAGGGCAGCGGGAGGAAUACCUGCUCUGCUUCCACGAAUUUGGGGUGUUCGUGGAUUCUUACGGCAGACGUAGCCGCACAGACGAUCUCAAGUGGAGUCGCUUACCUUUGGCCUUUGCCUACAGAGAACCCUAUCUGUUUGUGACCCACUUCAACUCACUCGAAGUCAUUGAGAUCCAGGCACGCUCCUCUCUGGGGACUCCUGCCCGAGCGUAUUUGGAAAUCCCGAACCCACGCUACUUGGGCCCUGCAAUUUCCUCAGGAGCGAUUUACCUGGCGUCCUCAUACCAGGAUAAAUUACGGGUCAUUUGCUGCAAAGGAAACCUCGUGAAGGAGUCUGGCACUGACCACCACCGGGGCCCCCCCACCUCCCGCAGUAGCCCCAAUAAGCGAGGCCCGCCAACUUACAACGAGCACAUCACCAAGCGUGUGGCCUCUAGCCCGGCGCCACCGGAAGGCGCCAGCCACCCGCGAGAGCCAAGCACACCGCACCGCUACCGGGAGGGGCGGACGGAGCUGCGCAGGGACAAGUCUCCUGGCCGCCCCCUGGAGCGGGAGAAGUCCCCAGGCCGGAUGCUCAGCACGCGGAGGGAACGCUCCCCUGGGAGGCUGUUUGAAGACAGCAGCCGGGGCCGGCUGCCUGUGGGAGCCGUGAGGACCCCACUGUCCCAGGUCAACAAGGUCUGGGACCAGUCUUCAGUGUAAAUCUCAGCCAGGAAAACCAACUUCUCAUCUUAAUCUGCAGGAAAACACCAAACACUCUAAGGAACUCUGCUGAAGGGGCCCUCAGCACCCAUCUGCUCAGCUACCCCAAGGCACAGCUGGGCCCAGAGCCACCUCAGUGUGGACACCCUGCAUCCAGGCGAUGCAGCGGCCGAGGCUCUUAGGAGCUGUCAGCGCCUUCCUGCAGUCAUCCUC
Molecule: messenger RNA, 6423 nt
Organism: Odobenus rosmarus divergens (Pacific walrus)
Lineage: Eukaryota; Metazoa; Chordata; Mammalia; Carnivora; Odobenidae
Gene: CIT
Product: citron (rho-interacting, serine/threonine kinase 21)
Exons: 48
Coding region: 1-6210 (2069 amino acids)
Biological process (GO): peptidyl-threonine phosphorylation; actomyosin structure organization; mitotic cytokinesis
Cellular component (GO): cytoplasm; cytoskeleton
Molecular function (GO): protein serine/threonine kinase activity; ATP binding
Source: RefSeq, a predicted model, not a curated record